Molecule: messenger RNA, 2114 nt
Organism: Ruditapes philippinarum (Manila clam)
Lineage: Eukaryota; Metazoa; Mollusca; Bivalvia; Venerida; Veneridae
Exons: 5
Coding region: 681-1823 (380 amino acids)
Source: RefSeq, a predicted model, not a curated record
GUAACGAUUCGCCACACUAACAAUUCGCCACAUAACGAUUCGCCACAGAGUAAUAACGAUUCGCCACAGUUAAAUAACGAUUCGCCACAGUAUGAUUAUAAAAAUGAUUUUUUUAGUAAUCAACAGACUAUUUCCUUUUGUUUUAAUAAUUUGACAAUGACAAUAAUUUAAUAAUGUUUCUUAAUACAAGUAAUAUGAAGUUAAGGCCCCCAUUGAGGAAUUUCAAUUUAUCAAAGUAACAUUAUUACAGGAGUACAUUUACAAGAAAGUAAUUAUAUGUUGAAAAAAAAAUAGAAUAUAUAUUUAUAAAAAUACAUAUUUCAUAAAUUAUAUAUAAGUCAAAUAUUUUUUUAAAAAAGGUAUUGCAAAACAUGUGUUUUGAAAAUUGAUUUACGAUAAUUGAUUAAAGAACGCAUAUCUAAAACAUUUGUCACACCUUUAAUCUAAGCAAGUCAAUCACCUUAGGAUUGUUGUAGAAAUAUUUAAUUGACGCCGAAAUAAUCCUUUAUUUAGCUGACAACGUGAGCAGAUUUCAAAACAAUGCGGUAAUUAAGCUUAUGUUUGUUAACAAAUUAAUUUGAGUGAUAUAUGCCGAUUUAGAGGGUUUAAAAACACCAUCUUGCACAACUUAAAAUCAUACACAAAAUAGUAUACAAACGAAAAAUAACGAAAACAAAAUCAUGCCUGCUCCUCCUUGUUCAUUCUGUUUAAGACGUAUCUACAGUAACUCACGUGCUGUAACAUGUGACAAGUGUCAAAGAUGGCAUCAUAUAAAAUGUGGAAACACAGGUAUUUCUCAGCAAGACUACGAUGCAGCCGUAGAGGGUAAUAUUGAUCUGCAUUUUAUAUGCGCAAUUUGCCGUUUUGAUGACGAGUCAAUGGAGGUAGAACCGAUGGAAGUCGACAACUGUGAAGAUGUGACAAUGAUCUAUUGUGAUCUGGAAGUGCCAGAACCAGUCUGUAACUCUAGUGUCUCCACGAUAGAAGAAAUUAGUGAUUACGUUCGCGCCGACAACACCAGUACAUUUGACGUGCCAGGGACCGUUAGAGAUAUUGAACCUGACAAUAUAGAGACUGAUAUUCCCGAUGACACUGUGGUGGGGGUACCAUCAGCAUCAGAAGUGAUUUACAAAGUAAUAGAGAAGGGUACUGAACGAGGGAAACCGAAAUUGGUGACAUCGGAUGGGUAUUCGUUUGUAAUCAAUAGAACAUUCAAUUCAGGCGUUGUAGAGUGGCGGUGUAGUGUUAGAAGAAAGGACUUAAAGUGUAGCGCAAACGUAACAGAUUCACUACAAGACGCCAAUCAACCAGAAGCCUCUCGAACCUCAGAUCAGGCACUUUACCAGAUGUGCAGUCGCGCACGUUCGUGUCUCCGACCAAAAGACCCAACAACUCUUGAUUUUGAGAUUGACGAGGAAUACCUUGGUCGAACAAUAGAAGAACCUUUCUACCGGGAAACAGUUACGGUGAAGGACCGAAAACAUAUUAUCCUGUCUACAGACGUACAGCUCAGCCUUCUCUCCAGAGCGAAGUCAUGGUACAUCGACGGUACAUUCAAAGUGGUGAAGACUCCCUUCACUCAACUUUUGUCUGUUCACGCUUUCAUCAAGUCCGGGGAAAACAUGAAGCAGGUCCCUUUAUGUUUUGUACUAAUGUCUGGGAAAAAAUGGCGUGACUAUAAAAAGGUCUUCCGAGCGAUCAGCAAUCUAACACCUGGGCGAUGCGUUGAAACAUUCGUUGUUGAUUUUGAAGCAGGAAUGUGGCAGGGGCUAAGAGACGUGUUUGAGGAUCCCCACAUUAAAGGCUGUGCGUUUCAUUUCUGACAGGCCCUCUUCCGUAAAGUACAAGAACUUGGUCUACAGACAGCUUACAGUGAACAGAAUGAUGUUUAUCAACUUUUGAGGAAGACGUUUUCCCUCCCACUUCUGCCAGCAGACGACAUUAGACCAGCUUUCCAGUAUCUGAAGUCGAAGAGUUCAACCCCAGAAACAGACGCCUACAUCAACUACAUCGAGAAUACCUGGAUCAACAACGUCAUUUGGCCUGUGGAAUCGUGGUGUCAGUUUGGACGAUCUGUGAGAACCAAUAACGACUGUGAAGGCUGGCAUAACAAA